AUGAGGCAGCAGAGCGUGCGCACCGCCGCGCUCGUCCUGUGCAUCCUGUCCUACCUGCUGGUGGGCGCCGCGGUCUUCGACGCACUUGAGUCGGAGGCGGAGAGCGGCCGCCAGCGGCUGCUGGCCGAGAAACAGAGAGAGCUCCAGAGGAAGUACGGCUUCUCCGCGGAGGACUACCGCGAGCUGGAGCGCUUGGCGCUCCAGGCUGAGCCGCACCGCGCCGGCCGCCAGUGGAAGUUCGCCGGCUCCUUCUACUUCGCCAUCACCGUCAUCACCACCAUCGGUUACGGCCACGCGGCGCCAGGUACGGACUCGGGCAAGGUCUUCUGCAUGUUGUAUGCGCUCCUGGGCAUUCCCCUGACGCUGGUCACCUUCCAGAGCCUGGGCGAGCGGCUGAAUGCGCUGGUGCGGCACCUCCUGCUGGCGGCCAAGCGCUGCCUGGGCCUGCAGCGGCCACGCGUGUCCACCGAGAACAUGGUGGUGGCCGGGCUGCUGGUCUGCGCGGCCACCCUGGCCCUCGGGGCCGCCGCCUUCGCGUACUUUGAGGGUUGGACCUUCUUCCACGCUUACUACUACUGCUUCAUCACCCUCACCACCAUCGGCUUCGGCGACUUCGUGGCGCUGCAGAGAGACGAGGCGCUGCAGAGGAAGCCGCCCUACGUGGCCUUCAGCUUCCUCUAUAUCCUCUUAGGGCUCACGGUCAUUGGCGCCUUCCUCAACCUGGUGGUCCUGCGCUUCCUGGCGGCCAGCACCGAUGCGCCCGAGCGUGCCGUCCGCCGGACCAGCCCGAUCCGCCUGGGGGCGCCGGAGAGCCGCGGCCCGGCCCGCCCCGGGGGCUCCUCGUCCGUCUCCUACCGCAUCCACCAACUUGAGAUGUGGGCCCGCGACAAUCUGGGCUUCUCGCCCCCUGCGAGUCCGGGGGCUGUGGGCGGCUGCGGGGCAGGCAGGCUCCCAGCCCGUCGGAAGUCCAUCUGACAGGCCCACCCUAGCGGAUGUCGAUCCCAGAGCGGAAGGUCCGGGUUUACCUAUCAGUGCACCACCCUCCCCAGAGCUGGGAGCAGGACGAGGGACCCGUGGCCACAAUGCCAGUCUUCUGCCAUGGGCCGGUUCGCAUUCCCUUCUGUGGCUAGCCCCUCUUUCCUCUCCAAAAAUCUAUUAAAGUCGCAUCACAAGCACAAGUAUGACUCUAUAAAGUCACCCAGUAGGUGCAAAUCCCCGUCGUCCAAAUUGUUUUACUAAGCGUCUCUCCAUCAGCCACCUAGGAGAGGCUCUCUACAGACCCACGUCACUAUCCGACCCUCCAAAGUGGAAGCAGGUGGCUAUUUUUCUGUUGUGGGAAGAGGCCGGUUUUCCGUGUUGUAAGGGAAAUGCAUAAUUUUCAAAACUGGAAUCCUACCAGUGAGGCCAGCUGCUCACACGAUGAGAAGCACAGGGGAGGAGAUGAACGGAUAGGAACGAUUUAGCAUCCAAUGUGGACGAGUGGGCAAAUCACUGCACUAUUUAAACGAUCACUCUCUCUUGUUCAGCGUGGAGAGAGGAAUUGGCCCAUGUGUUAAGGAAGCACAUUCCCCGCCAACCCCUCACGGCCCAGCUGAUGCUCUGUCCUUGGCCAGCCCCACUCGGAGGAGAGGAGCCUUGUUGACACCGACCAUGUCACUGGGGCCACCUGGAUGCAGCUGAAUACUGGGAGACAAGCUCUUCUGUGAGUCCUGCCAGGCACCUGCAACGUGACCUUGGGGAAUCUCAUCCCCUACCUGGGCUUGUUUCCACAUCUGUAAAAUGACUGGGUUCAUCCAGAAUCCUGGUCUCUCUUGUGCACCUGUGGAGGGGUGCCUGGGACGGGCCAAUGAGGGGGUAUCACAAAAGUCCCUGGUGGGCAUGCUGGCAUCCCGUAGCACUCAGCUCCUUAAAACACCAACUGCCCCCAGCCUCCCAGAUAGAACUGUCUCAACACAAAACAG
Molecule: messenger RNA, 1961 nt
Organism: Rhinolophus ferrumequinum (greater horseshoe bat)
Lineage: Eukaryota; Metazoa; Chordata; Mammalia; Chiroptera; Rhinolophidae
Gene: KCNK15
Product: potassium two pore domain channel subfamily K member 15
Exons: 2
Coding region: 1-975 (324 amino acids)
Biological process (GO): potassium ion transmembrane transport; stabilization of membrane potential
Cellular component (GO): membrane
Molecular function (GO): potassium ion leak channel activity
Source: RefSeq, a predicted model, not a curated record